Messenger RNA from Hibiscus syriacus, 2011 nucleotides. Its product is annotated as nucleolin 2-like. The record is from RefSeq and is a predicted model, not a curated record. NCBI's taxonomy places the organism in Eukaryota, Viridiplantae, Streptophyta, Magnoliopsida, Malvales, Malvaceae. The transcript is spliced from 12 exons. The coding region runs from base 83 to 1477 and encodes 464 amino acids.
ACGAGAAAUAAAACAACGAGGUAAAGCCUGGCGAGAAACCGAAGGAAUCUUCUAUUUCUCAUAAUCGUCGGUCCUCCUCCACAUGAGAAAGCAAAAAAGGAAGGUUGCAGCAGCUCGUAAAUCUGGAAAGAAAGGUAAGAGAGAGGCUGAAGAAUCUCAUGAGAAACAAGUGGCUGUUAAAAGGCAGAAGAAAAGCAACGGUGUAGCACAGGCUAUUGUAAAGAAGAAGGUUGAAGCUAAGAGGAAGAAGAAAUAUGAAACUAGUAGUUCUUCUGAUGACUCUUCUGAUUCCGAUUACAUAUGCGAAAGCCCACUACCGGUUGAUGACUCUUCUGAUUCUGAUUACAUAUGCGAAAGCCCACUACCGGUUGAUGACUCUUCUAGUUCUGAAUAUGAACCUGCUCCUGUGAAGAAAUGGCCUGCCGUUGUGAAGAAUGGCUCUGUACCUGCAAAGAAGGCAAAACAGGCUAGUAAUUCAGUAGACUCUAGUAGUGACGAAGAUUUAUCUUCCGACAAAGAAGCUUCUGCUCGGAAUAAAAAACCUGCAGUAGCUACAAAAGCUUGUGCUCCAGCUGCUAAAACUCCUGAGAAACAAAUGGCUGCAAAAAGGCAGAUGAAAAACGUUGGUGUAGCACAGGCUAGUGUAAAGAAGAAGGCUGAAGCUAAGACAACGAAGAAGAAGAUAUACAAAACUAGUAGUUCUUCUGAUGACUCUUCCAAUCCCAAUUACAUAUGCGAAAGCCCACUACUGGUUGAUGUCUCUUCUGAUUCCGAUCAUGAACCUGCUCCUGUGAAGAAAUGGCCUGCCAUCUCGAAGAAUGACUCUGUACCUGCAAAGAAAGCAAAACAAGCUAAAUAUUCAGAUUCUUCAGUGACUAGUAGUGACAGAGAUUUAUCCUCCAAUGAAGAAGCUCCUGCUCAGAAUAAAAAACCUUCCGUUGCUACAAAAGCCUCUGUUCCAGAUGCUAAGACAGUGAAAACUGAUAGCAGUUCAGAUUCUUCUUCCAACAUUGAUGUGAGUAUUGAGACUAUUACUAGAUAUAGCGCAAGACUUGCUAGAUAUGACGACAAUUUCGAUGAAGAUAGCAGCUCAGAUGAAGACAAAGAAAAAUCAAAGCCUUAUUCUAAGAAAGGACCCACCCCUGUUACCAGAAAGGAGUCUAGUGAUAGCUCUUUGGAUGAACAUAAACCUCCUCAAAAGGUUACUUUGCCAAGUUGUGGUGCAACAAAUGUGCCUCCAGAGAGUGCAAAGGCUAAAACUGCUUCCAGUGGUAGCAGCUCAGAAUCAAGUAGCAGCUCGGAGGAAGAAUCCGAUGAAGAGGAUGUAAAGAAGGCAAUUGCUUGUUUUCGUUCAUCUGUUCAAUCUGGUUGGAAUCCUUCUGUUAGACUUGAUUUCACUCAUGAAAGGGGUGAAUAUACACCGUACAGCGGCAAUGGGAACAAUUCCUUCCAGAAAGGUGGAGAAGGUGAGUCUUGAACUAUAUCGGUCAAAGAGUUCGAUCAAUCUCUUGGUCAGGAUGAGAUAAAGAAUUCCUUGGAAGAGCACUUUGGUUCUUGUGAAGAGAUUACGAGGGCAACGAUACCAGUAGAUCGGGAUACCGGUGCUGUGAAGGGGUUUGUAUCUAUGGUCAUCGUGAUCUUUGUUGUUAAUUUAAUAUGUGCUGCUGUGAUUUCAUUUUCCUUGUUGUACAUGUGUAUAUACUAAGCACCCAAGUCGGAGUAAUGUCUUGGGAUUUUAGUAUCUUGCAAGUAAUCUUGUGAUUUCAUGUUGUAUUCCACAUCUGAUCAUAUGUGUUAGAGAUCGUGACCUGAAUAUCGUUUGGCUCGGUUCUACACAUAUAUGUAGUGUUAGAGAUCAUGACCUGAAUAUCGUUUGGCUCAGUUGUACACAUAUAUGUAGUGUUAGAGAUCGUGACCUGAAUAUCCUUUGGCUCGGUUGUACACAUAUAUGUAGUGUUAUAUGUACCUAGAGUUUUCUCAGGUGAUAUGCUAAGUAAAAUUUUAGUGUUCA